This is a messenger RNA of Penicillium alfredii, 1824 nucleotides long. RefSeq lists its product as uncharacterized. The transcript has a single exon. The record is from RefSeq and is a predicted model, not a curated record. Lineage: Eukaryota; Fungi; Ascomycota; Eurotiomycetes; Eurotiales; Aspergillaceae. The coding region runs from base 1 to 1824 and encodes 607 amino acids.
AUGACCGAGCAACUCAGCGGUCGCAUCACCCCCGACCCAGUGUUGACCAAGGGAAACACAGACAAGAACACACUAGUGAUCGCCAUCUUAACAUAUCUCGAUGAGGCCAGCGAGGCAGAGCUCGUCCAGCACUUUCAAGAGAUAUUGGGCGACAGCAUCAAGAUCCACACAUGGAAGCCAUCGCGAUCAUUGCUGCAAUCCAUCGCCAAGCAAGGCCCCCACCUGGACAGCCAGGCCAAUUUGUAUGCACUGGCAGUCCUGGCCUACCGGUCUGAGCGAUCAGCCUUCCUGGUCGCAGACGAGCUGACCAGGCGUCAACUGACGGGGGAGCGCCGCGUGGGCGAAAGCGAUUCGAUCUCGGUGGUGAUGAUAUCGACCAAGCCGCAACCAUCGACAGCCGCGAAGCAAGAUGAUGAAGUUAUCAUUGUCGCCAAGCGUACCAAUGGUGAUGGCAAAGAGAUUCAAAAGCUACUUGAAAUGCCGCUGGAACCCCUGAGCAUCAAUCCACAGGCUCGCGAUAUCGAGAUGUUCCUACGGACCUCGUGUGGAUUGGCGCUUCACGAUCCGGAUCGAGCUGUGCUUACUGCCGACACAGCGUCGUCACUGGGUCGAGAGAAAUACUCGGGCGCCGUGGCCGAGGCAUUGUCCACAUCCCGUCGAGGCCUACCCGUGGAGCUGGUCACGGAUAUCGUCUCACGAGCAGACAGCGACAGCAUGACAGAACUGGUCCAAAUGCCGGUAUGGGAACGCGCCAUGAGCUAUCAGCAUUUGGUUAUCUUUCUCUUCUUCCCCGCCAGCGAAGACAAGCUGCACAAAACCCAGUCGAUAAUCCAGGAUGCAGUGCGAAAGCACGCUGCAACCAAAAAGCCAAAUCGCCAGAACACCACGGUAGAACUGAUUCCAUGGGAGCGGCAUCGUCUCGCAUCUCGACGGAAGCUAGCGACUUUCUACAAUGAAUACCGACACUGGGUUGACCCCAACACGAGGAUGGACCGGCCGCUCCAUUUUCUGCGCGAGCCCAUCCGCGGCAUUGACUCGGCUCAAUUUGGGAGUGUGUUUUCACGCUACGAACUGUUCCCGUUCGUGAGACAGAAUUCCCUGGAAGGGCUUGUCACAAAAAACUGGACAUCGGACGAUAAUCCUGACGAAGAGUCGGAAACCUUGGACAUCAACAGCGCUGAGAAUCUCUCGCACCCUGACGAGCCGUUCUAUUACAACCCUCCGCCCUGGAUGCCGUCCGGGUCGCAGGAAGAGGAAGAGACAGAAUUCGAGUGGCUGGCUGCGUUCUAUCUCACCAACCAAUUGACCAAAGAACAAGAUGAAUCCAUCCAAACAGAGCUCAAAACCAAAAACGAUAUUGACGAGGACUUCGAAUGGGUCAAAGAAAUCGGCGUGAUUCCCUGGAAGAGCGGCCCCGAAGGCGACGUCGACGGCACGAUCGAGGACAUCUGGGAGAUUGUGUGGAAGGUCUGGACAUCCGAGGGUCGGGCUGGCAAUUGUGGCACUUUUGCUUGUGUGGACCAGCAGUCGGCUGUCGAUCAGACGGUCAUCUUGGUGGAUGCGAAAUGGUACCAUGGCAGCCGGGAGCAGGAACUUCUCCAAUACCUUCCUAGUCCCACCAUGAAGGGAUUCAGAUACACGCGCGUUGCUGCCCGAGAUGCGCACCUUGACAAAAUUAAUCUGGAUAUUGCUAACAUGGGCAUCGAUGAGUGUGGUGAAGGGGCAAAGUCAUUUCGGAGACCUGACUGGCCAUCACCAGAGCUCUUUGAUGACGACGAUGACGAUGAGGAUGAAAAUGACGACGGAAAUGAAGAUGGAGAGUAG